Molecule: messenger RNA, 827 nt
Organism: Mollisia scopiformis
Lineage: Eukaryota; Fungi; Ascomycota; Leotiomycetes; Helotiales; Mollisiaceae
Exons: 3
Coding region: 120-566 (148 amino acids)
Biological process (GO): attachment of spindle microtubules to kinetochore; mitotic cell cycle
Cellular component (GO): DASH complex; mitotic spindle; mitotic spindle pole body
Source: RefSeq, a predicted model, not a curated record
CUUCAAUCGCAUUGCACGCCCUCGCAGCAACUCAUCCAGCGCAAACCUCACAGCGGAUGGAAUUGAUUCAUACUUGGCAGAUUGAAGUUCUCCGAGUAUAACGUCCCUCAACAGCCAAUAUGUCCUACUCUUCACGACCCCUUCCAUCGCAUAUUCGACAAGCUUCGACUUCUGGUAAUUCUACAUCAAAUGGACAAUCCCCGAUCCUGCUUGCACGAAUAAAUGAGAAAAAGGCAGAGUUAGAAAAUCUCAAGCAAUUGAGAGAUCUUAGUGCUGGCUUGGCAGGACAGAUGCAAAUGCUGGAGGAAAAACUCUCUACACUAUCAGACGGCACAGAAGCUGUUGCGACUGUUUUGGGAAACUGGCAUAAUGUUCUCCGAGCCAUCAGCAUGGCCUCAAUGAAAAUUCCAAAGCCCAAAGAAAAUUCCGAGGAUGCUGAGCCGAAGAAUGAUGAGACAACCAGCGAUCCAGCAAUGCCACUACCUCAAACAUUGGUCAGAAUACCGACUGAGCAUGCUCCGAUGCUUCAGCAGAACAGUACAGGCGGAGGAGCCAGCGCCGAGUAAUUUAAGAUGCAGGAGGGGGGAAAGAACUCAGAAUUGGCAGGCAGUGGAGAGGAGAGCAUCACGACGGCGUUAUUUGGCACAUAGAUGGUGGUCUACUGGGUUAUGUUUACAGGAAUACUUUGAUACCCUCGAAAUGAUUGAUGACGGUCACCUAGCUAGGUUAAGAAAACUGAAUUGAGAAAACGGACAUUGGGCGAGUAACAUGGGUCUCCCCGGAGUAUUGCGCACUCGAUUAUGUUUUGCUUUCAUCCCAUAUCUGAG